UCCGCCACGCCAGGCUACCCUCUGUCACCCCCGCGGGGCGACCCCCUCCCCCGCCUGCCUGCCCCUAGCGGCUCGCGCUCCUUCCCCCCGGCCGCCUAGGAACGGGACUCUAAAAUGGCGGCGGCCGCCACCGCCGGCGGGCAGGCAGUAGAAAAACAGCUGAAGAUCUGUGGCUUUAAGAGGAAUGUGGAUGUCUUAGUAUUGUAUCUGGCUGGACAAGGACUAAGAAGUGUCCCAAGUCUUUCACGGUUUCAUAGGUUAAGGUAUUUGUGGAUUAACAACAAUAAGAUCCAAGAUUUAACUUUCUUGAUCAAAAACUAUUGCUUGACUGAACUCUAUCUCAACAAUAAUGAACUGACAGAUAUAUCAGGUGCUCUGAAACACCUAUGUGCAUUACAGAUUCUGUUGCUUCACAACAACCAGUUAAAAAAACUUGGCAAAACAGUGAAGGAAUUGAAAGGAAUUAUAAGCUUGCAGACCCUAAACCUAUUCCAUAACCCUCUGGCACAAGACCCAGACUACCGGCUUUAUGUGAUAUACUUCCUUCCUUCAGUACAGCUCCUUGACAGGAAGUCAGUCACACAAAGAGAAAGGGAGUCAGCGCUUCAUCUUUAUAACCGUGAAAGGUCUUGUGCCGUGCAGUCAAUAGCUUUUGGAAGGAGAGUAAAUACACCCCUGGGAGCUACAGUGGGAUCUAGCAGGUGCAGUCAACCAGCCAGAAGACUGAUGAUGCCCUCAGGUUGUGAAUUUGGAAAUCACACAAAUAAAGUACCAUUUGAGAACCCCGAAGAUGCCGUUUUACUACGGGCAAUGACAAGAUCUCUAAUGGAAUUUUCUUCUGUUGACUGGAACAAAGUAGCCACCUGUCAAGAAAGACGGCUUGAAAACAAAGCAGAAGCAGCCCAUGAGAAGCUGACAGUCCAAUUUAGAUGAGUGCUUUCUUCCUUAAGAAAAAAGUUAUUCCUCUCUCUAGUGUGGAGAUAAGCCCCUUAAGUAAGUUAAUACCUCUAUAAAACAAGUACACUAAAACAUGCAUCCAAUUAAAUGAACUUCCAGCAAAAAUGUAUUAGUGUACCAUCCCUUUUAUCAUCAGAUGUGUAAUAUGGAGAGUGAAGAAAUUAAGAAAACAAAUGGUAUAUAGUGGCAAUGUUACAAUAUAAGUUGCUUGAAAAGCAAUUCUUACCAUACUUUUCUUAUCAGAAUUUAUUAAAGCUAAACUGCAAGUUAA
Harpia harpyja (harpy eagle) is the source of this 1228-nucleotide messenger RNA. RefSeq names its product leucine rich repeat containing 72 (gene LRRC72). The record is from RefSeq and is a predicted model, not a curated record. The coding region runs from base 115 to 933 and encodes 272 amino acids. Gene Ontology annotation, molecular function: protein binding. Lineage: Eukaryota; Metazoa; Chordata; Aves; Accipitriformes; Accipitridae. The transcript is spliced from 9 exons.